CCAUUUUUUAAUCGUUUCUUUAUUGGUACGAGUCUGACCUACUGAUUCAUGUUUGACCGUAGUGUUUGACGUUUGUUUAGUGUUUAUCGAUUUCGAGAUUUGAGUUUCGACUUGUAGUUUUAUACCUUCAGAGUAAAAGUGUUCUGUGAUACCUUCACAGAUGAUAGAUUGUUUUGUUCGUACGUCUUUAUUUAUUCCAAAUUUCAACCACUAAUGUUGAUGGUUGGACUUUAGUUUUGUUGUUGUUUAAAUUGUAAUUUAAAGGCUUUAAAAUGGGCAAAGGAUUUAAUAACUACAUGUGCAAAAAGUUUUUCCAUCCAGCUUCCAGGGACAAUCUUAAAAGGGUAUGGAUGGCAGAACAGAAAACUGAAGCCUAUAAGAAAAAACAAGAAGAAUUAAGAGUCCAGUAUGAAAAAGAGCAGGAACUUCAUGAAAAUAAAGCUUUACUCAGCAAGGAUAGUAAAGACAAAUUGAGCUUAAACUUCAUGUAUGAGCCACCACCAGGUGUUAAGAAAGAAAGAGAACGUGAAGAUAAUGAGCCAGAAUACAAAUUUGAGUGGCAACGAAAGUACAAUGCCCCAAGAGAAAGUUAUUGCAAAGGUGAUAAUGAGAUAAGAGACCAACCCUUUGGAAUAUUGGUCAGAAAUGUGAGAUGUAUCAAAUGCCACAAAUGGGGUCAUAUAAACACAGACAAAGAAUGUACAAUGUACACUCUAUCGAUGAGUGAGGCGCGGGCAUUACAAGCCUCUGCUUCUGCUCCGCAAGAGGAAGAAGAAAAACCAGAUGUGCCAACACUGAUGCAACAAAUGCGUGAUACAGGUUUAGUGAUGAAACCAGGUGCUCUACCUCUUGCUGCUACUAAGAUUGAAGAUAACGAACCUUCGACUCUGUCAGAAACAGAUCUCUUAAGUCAAUUGACUAAGAAACAAAAGAAGAAGUUAUUAAAAAAACUCGAGAAGCUGGAGAAAAAGAAGAGAAAGAAGCAUUAAAAAAUUAUUUUUUGAGUGAAUAAUUAAACAAGAACUCUGUAUAAUAGAAUGUCUGUCAUGUUUGUACAUCCUACAUUAAUGUGUUUCUUGCAUAUUUUGUUUACAUGUUCCCCAUACAUAUUAUGUAAUAUAUUGGUUAAUUGA
Messenger RNA from Leptidea sinapis, 1133 nucleotides. Its product is annotated as corepressor interacting with RBPJ 1. The record is from RefSeq and is a predicted model, not a curated record. The transcript is spliced from 5 exons. Gene Ontology annotation, biological process: negative regulation of DNA-templated transcription. The coding region runs from base 273 to 989 and encodes 238 amino acids. Gene Ontology annotation, cellular component: nucleus. Gene Ontology annotation, molecular function: transcription corepressor activity. Lineage: Eukaryota; Metazoa; Arthropoda; Insecta; Lepidoptera; Pieridae.